Molecule: messenger RNA, 2544 nt
Organism: Trichobilharzia szidati
Lineage: Eukaryota; Metazoa; Platyhelminthes; Trematoda; Strigeidida; Schistosomatidae
Source: the annotation of a GenBank genome assembly
AUGAAUUACAGUGCUGACACUUCAGCAGAAUGUCAGGCUUUGUCGCCGAAUCCAAAGAAAAUCACUUCUACAACUCUAUCUUUCCAUAAUAUUUCAUACAGUGUAAAAAGUCAGACAUUCCCAUGGAGCUGCCCAACCCAUCUGAAAGUUAUUUCAGAUCUCAGUGGUUAUAUGCCUCCAGGGAUGAAUGCUAUAAUCGGACCAACAGGAUGUGGAAAGUCCACCCUAUUAGAUGUACUAGCUGGACGUAAAAAUCCUUUAAAAAUUAGUGGAUACAUAUUGCUGAAUGGUCAAUUCUUACCUAGUAAUGUUCGACGCCGUCUUUGUGGAUAUGUUGUUCAGGAAAAUAUAGCUAUGGAUACACUCACUGUUCGAGAGAAUAUCACAUUUUCUGCUUCCUUGAGAUCGCCUCGUUGUACCACUUCACGACAGCGGGAAGCUAAAGUGUCAAGUGUCAUUGAAGAGCUUGGCCUAACUUCUGUUGCUGAUCGUAUUCUGGGUAACCAGUUAACUCGUGGUAUUUCUGCCGGUGAACGUAAACGUACAUGUAUUGGUAUUGAAUUAGUGAAUGAUCCUUUGGUUUUAUACUUGGAUGAACCUACUACUGGUCUGGAUGCAUAUACAGCUGGAACGGUAAUUCAAACACUUAGACGAUUAGCAGAUUCUGGUCGGACUGUUGUUUUUUCAAUCCACCAACCGAAAUAUUCUAUUUAUCGUCUAUUUGAUCGGCUUACAAUACUGUCUGGUGGACAAAUGAUCUAUCAUGGACCAGCUGAUAAAUCACCGAUUGUUUAUUUUGAAAGCUGUGGUUAUUUAAUCGAAGGUCAUAAUAAUCCAGCUGAUUUCUUCAUGGAUAUUUUACACGGUGAGGUGGAGACUACAGACACAGUUAUACAACAAGCAAAUAUCUCAGAUACCAGCCAAAGUGGUACUAAUUGUAAAACUCUACGGGAAACAGUCCGGUGUCGACUUAUUUCAUUAUGGUUAGAAUCUACAUUAUGGCAACAGUGUAAAGCAUUUUUAGCAGAAUGUUGUGUAAAUUUUAAUGAAAACACACAAAAUCAGUCGAAGAAAUCUAAAGUGGAUAGAAUUUAUAGACCAGGUUCAAGUAAUCCAUCAACCACGGGAUAUAAUUAUCAUAAAAAAGCAACGAAAUUUAGGAAAAAGAAGGAACAAUGUACUGAUUGUGAUUUUGUACAACCUGGAAAUUAUUUAUCAUCAUUGAAUAGAGAUAUGAAAAGAUUUGAUGAACUGUGGGCAUUAAGUCGUUCUGUUAAUCCUCCUCCUCCCCCUCCUCCUACUACUGCCGCUCCUACUCCUACUAUUGUUGUUCCACUUCCCGAUGAUGACAAUGAUGAACACAGUCCAAUGAUUAAUGUUGAACAUGAAAUGAAUGAUAUACUAAUAAAAAAAAAUACACCGCCGAAAAAGAUAUCCGAAUCUCAGUUAAUGAGGAAUCAGUCGUUCAAAAAAUUCUUGGUUGUUGUCAGUUAUCAUCAUCAUCAUCAGUGUGGUGGUGGUGGUGGUCAUUAUCAACAGUGUGAAACUUCAUUCUGUCAUCAAUUUGUUACACUGAAUUGGCGAUCCUACUUGAAUUUGAAAAGAUCAUGGAGAACAAUAUUAUCGCAUUUUAUUAUACAACUUGUCAUAGCCUUAUUCUUAGGCAUUAUAUAUUUAAAUAUGGACAAAUGGCGCGAAUCUGGUAUUCAAAAUCGUAUGGGUUUAUUCUUUUUCACUUGUGUUCACUUAUUAUUUAUCAGCGGUGCUUUGCUGGAAAUAUUUUUAAAAGAUCGUAUUAUUUUCAUGCAUGAAACAUCCGCUGGAUUUUAUAGAAUCUCAACAUAUUUUCUAUCAAAGAUUAUAUCAGAUGUACUGCCGAGUAAAGCGAUACCCGCCUUACUAUGCUUAUCUAUAACCUACUUUUUAUCUGGUCUACGCUAUGAACUACGUCCAUUUCUAUUCUGGGAGUUAACAAUCACCUUGUUAACUUUUUCUGCUUCAGCAAUCACAUUUGCUGUCAGUGCAAUGGUUAAAGAUCAUCGAAUUGGAUCAAUGCUGUUAUCGAUGUUUUUUGUUUUAAUGAUGAUAACAAGUGGUUACUUAGUAAAUAUCCCCACACUAUGGAGAUGGCUUCAAUUAGUACGUUAUAUUUCAAUAUUACGAUAUGCAAUUAAUAUACUUGCCAUAAAUGAAUUAUUCGACAUGAAAUUUUGUCCUCGUUAUUUGCCGUCUUCGUCUAAACUGUUGUCAUCAGUCGAUUUGAACAGUAUAAAUAUAAGUGAUCCUGUUUAUGCAAAUCUCACAUCAACACUACUGACAGAAUGGAAGAAGACGGAUGCUGAACACUUUCAAAGUGCUGUCAGUGUUAAUAUUCAAGACUUAGAAUCUAUAUGCAUCACUGGUGUACAGUACUUAGAAUCACAAGCAGUUGAUUAUCAAUCGAAUUGGGCUGUAUGGUUAAAUGAAUUGGGCAUAUUUGUGAUUGCAAUUUUAGCCUUAUGCGUAGCUUACUUCCAUUUGAGAUUAAUUAAACGAUAUAAGUAA